Gavialis gangeticus (Gharial) is the source of this 1766-nucleotide messenger RNA. RefSeq names its product sorting nexin 5 (gene SNX5). The coding region runs from base 42 to 1247 and encodes 401 amino acids. The record is from RefSeq and is a predicted model, not a curated record. The transcript is spliced from 13 exons. Gene Ontology annotation, molecular function: dynactin binding; phosphatidylinositol binding. Gene Ontology annotation, biological process: pinocytosis; intracellular protein transport. Lineage: Eukaryota; Metazoa; Chordata; Crocodylia; Gavialidae. Gene Ontology annotation, cellular component: endosome.
GGUGGCUGGGAGAGCACGGCGGGUAGUGGCGUCUUUUCGUCAUGAGUACCACCAUGGCGCUGGGCCCCGAGCAGGCACAGAGCAAGCUGAGGGCUGUGUCUGUGGACCUGAAUAUUGAUCCUUCCCUCCAGAUUGAUAUCCCAGAUGCUCUGAGUGAAAAAGAUAAAGUGAAGUUCACGGUACAUACUAAGACCACACUGCCAACUUUUCAAAGCCCCGAGUUUUCUGUUACAAGACAGCAUGAAGACUUUGUAUGGUUACAUGACACGCUCUCUGAAACUGAAGACUACGCUGGACUUAUUAUACCUCCAGCACCCUCAAAGCCUGACUUUGAUGGUCCUAGAGAAAAGAUGCAGAAGCUUGGGGAAGGAGAAGUGUCUAUGACGAAAGAAGAAUUUGCCAAAAUGAAGCAAGAAUUAGAAGCGGAAUACCUUGCUGUCUUCAAGAAGACUGUAUCAUCUCAUGAAAUUUUCCUUCAGCGAAUUUCUUCUCAUCCUGUGAUCAGCAGAGAUCACAAUUUCCAUGUUUUCCUAGAGUAUGACCAGGAUCUAAGUGUCCGGAGGAAAAAUACAAAAGAGAUGUUUGGUGGCUUUUUAAAAAGCAUGGUGAAGAGUGCUGAUGAAGUCUUCUCUAGUGUGAAGGAGGUAGAUGACUUCUUUGAGCAAGAGAAGACUUUUCUUGUGAACUAUUAUAACAGAAUCAAGGAUGCAUGUGCAAAAGCAGAUAAGAUGACAAGAUCUCAUAAAAAUGUUGCAGAUGACUACAUCUACAUCUCUGUUUGCUUGAACAGCCUGGCACUGGAGGAGUCAACAGUCAUCAAAAAGUACUUGCUGAAAGUUGCUGAACUCUUUGAAAAACUGAGGAAGGUAGAGAGUCGUGUUUCAUCUGAUGAAGACUUAAAGCUGUCUGAGUUACUGAGAUACUACAUGGUUAACAUAGAAGCAGCAAAGGAUCUCUUGUACAGGCGUACUCGGGCUCUUGUUGAGUAUGAGAACUCCAACAAAGCUCUGGAUAAAGCUAGAUUAAAAAGCAAAGAUGUCAAACAGGCAGAGGCACAUCAGCAAGACUGUUGUCAAAAGUUUGAGAAGCUUUCAGAGUCUGCAAAACAAGAACUGAUCACCUUCAAACAGAAGAGAAUAGCAGCCUUCCGUAAAAACCUAAUUGAAAUGACAGAACUGGAAAUAAAGCAUGCAAAGAACAAUGUCUCUCUCCUGCAAAGUUGCAUUGACUUGUUCAAGAACAACUAAGACACCUUAUUCUGCAAAUGUGAAAAAGCAUCAAUUGCACUCAAUGGCCAUGGGGAAAUUCAUAUUUAGCUUAACUCCUUUAGGUUCCAAUAUUUGGUUUUCUGGACACUUGUUUGACUAAUAAUUAACCAUGUUGAUUGACACCAAUGUUGGCUUCCAUGGUAUAAAUGAAAGCUGGAUUGCAUAUGAAUUACUUGAGGUAUUGGCACUUAGAGUGCCAAGGACAAGAACUAGAGUCCAAAAUGUUGAUCAUGUGUACAUCUGAUAAUGGAGAUAAUUUAGAUUUCUCCCCCCUCACAAAGGGUGAAAUUUCUGUCGGUUUAUUGGAGCUGUCUGCAGAAUGUCAAAAGUGGAAAUGGCUUAUGUAAAAAUUCCCACGUAGUUUUAUAAAUUAAUAUCCUAACAUUCCACUUGAGCAGAUUUCUACUACAAUAUAUUUUGAAUUUCUAUAACUACAUUCAUAUUUGUACAGUUGGGCAAUUACAGCAAAAUAAAGAUGUCUGAUAUGGUUGUGCAUCA